Perognathus longimembris pacificus (Pacific pocket mouse) is the source of this 2212-nucleotide messenger RNA. It is a transcript of the gene Gusb, whose product is annotated as glucuronidase beta. Gene Ontology annotation, biological process: glucuronoside catabolic process; carbohydrate metabolic process. The record is from RefSeq and is a predicted model, not a curated record. Lineage: Eukaryota; Metazoa; Chordata; Mammalia; Rodentia; Heteromyidae. Gene Ontology annotation, molecular function: signaling receptor binding; beta-glucuronidase activity; carbohydrate binding.
CGCUGAAAGGUGGCGGCGGCGGCGGCCUUAGAGCAGCGGCAUCGCGGCAACAUGUGGCGGUCCCUGCCCGCGCUCUGGGCCGCGCUGGCGCCGCUGCUCUGCGGCUGCGCGCUGGCGCUGCGCGGGGGGCUGCUGUACCCCCGGGAGAGCCCCUCUCGGGAGCGCAAGGACCUCGGCGGCCUCUGGAGCUUCCGUGCCGAUCUCUCCGACUGCCGGUGCCGGGGCUUCGAGGAGCAGUGGUACCGGCGUCCGCUGCGGGAGUCAGGUCCCACUCUGGACAUGCCAGUCCCCUCCAGCUUCAAUGACGUGGGCCAGGAUGGGCAGCUGCGGAACUUCAUUGGCUGGGUGUGGUACGAACGGGAGGUGACCCUACCCCAGCGGUGGACUCAAGAUCUAAGCAUAAGAGUGGUGCUGAGGAUUGGCAGCGCUCACUACUAUGCCAUCGUGUGGGUGAAUGGGGUCCACGUGACAGAGCAUGAAGGAGGCCACCUCCCCUUUGAGGCUGACAUCAGCAAGCUGGUCCAUAGUGGGCCCCAGGACUCCUGUCGAAUUACCAUCGCCAUCAACAACACACUCACCCCCCACACCCUGCCGCCAGGGACCAUCCGCUACCCAAAUGAUGCCUCCAAGUAUCCCAAGGGUUACUUUGUCCAGGACAUAAACUUCGACUUCUUCAACUACGCGGGGCUGCAUCGGCCGGUGCUCCUUUAUACCACACCCACUGCUUACAUUGACGACAUCACCGUCAACACUGAUGUGGACCAGGACACUGGGCUGGUGAGUUACCAGAUAUCUGUCCUGGGAAGCGAACACUUUGAGUUGGAAGUGCGACUUCUGGAUGAAGACGGCAAAGUUGUGGGCCAGGGGUCAGGGGCCCAGGGCCUGCUGCUGGUGCCUGCUGCCCACCUCUGGUGGCCAUACCUGAUGCAUGAGCACCCUGCCUACCUCUACUCACUAGAGGUGCGGAUGACCUCUCAGGCUGCACAUGGGUCCGUGUCUGACUUCUACACGCUCCCCGUGGGGAUCCGCACGGUCCGUGUCACACACAACCAGUUCCUCAUCAACGGGCAGCCUUUCUACUUCCACGGGGUCAACAAACAUGAGGAUUCAGACAUCCGAGGGAAGGGCUUUGAUUGGCCACUGCUGGUGAAAGACUUCAACCUGCUUCGCUGGCUGGGGGCCAACUCGUUCCGCACCAGCCACUACCCCUAUGCAGAGGAGGUGAUGCAGCUGUGCGACCGCUAUGGGAUCGUGGUCAUCGAUGAGUGCCCCGGCGUGGGCAUCGUGCUGCCCGAGAGCUUCGGGAACGAGUCUCUGCAGCACCACCUGGAGGUGAUGGAGGAGCUGGUGCGCCGGGACAAGAACCACCCAGCUGUGGUGAUGUGGUCUGUGGCCAACGAGCCGUCUUCCUCCCUGAAGCCGGCUGGCUAUUACUUCAAGACGCUGAUCGCCCACACCAAAGCCCUGGAUCCUUCUCGGCCAGUGACCUUCGUGACCAACUCCAACUAUACAUCAGACCGCGGGGCUCCAUACGUGGAUGUGAUCUGCGUGAACAGCUACUUCUCAUGGUAUCACGACUUCGGGCACCUGGAGGUCAUCCAGCCACAGUUGCAGACCCAGUUUCAGAGCUGGCACGAGACUCACCAGAAGCCCAUCAUCCAGAGCGAGUACGGGGCGGAGACCAUCCCGGGCUUCCACCAGGACCCCCCACUGAUGUUCAGUGAGGAGUACCAGAACAGCCUGUUGCAGCAGUAUCAUUUGGUUUUGGACCAGAAACGCAAAGAGUAUGUGGUCGGAGAGCUCAUCUGGAAUUUUGCUGACUUCAUGACUAACCAGUCACCCACCAGAGCACUAGGAAACAGAAAGGGGAUCUUCACUCGCCAGAGACAGCCCAAAAAUGCGGCCUUCCUUUUGCGAGACCGAUACUGGAAACUUGCCAAUGAAACCAGGUACCACCACUCAGCGCCCACGUUACAGUAUUUUGGAAUCAGACCGUUUACUUUUUAAAGCCAGAAUGGCCUCUCUACGGAAGACACCCCAGCCCCAUCAUCCCCAGUGAAGGGGCAGGACAGCGUCCACCCCACUGCCCACCCAUCCAGCACUGCCUCCUGACUAUUCUCUGCUGCAGACACCUCUGGUCGGGACUUGCAGUGAUGCUAGGGGGGCACACAAGGCUUUUCCGGUAUGGAAUAAAGAGUGAGUAUGCCUUAAA